UGAGUGUUGCAAUGUUUCUACCUAAACAACUACCUUGUGACUCUUAUGCCUGUGUACACUGCUGAUAAACGUUCCAUUAUAUAAAUGCGACAAGUGUUUGUCUGCCGUGCUUGUAUACUGGUGAGACAAAGUUCACUUGUAAAUAUUCCUCAUACAAUAGUGAGCUCAAGAACCACAUACAUGUGCAGAAUUAUUAAUGCAAAUUUAGCUGUGAAGAGUGGAUAACUUUUUUAUACAGUCAAAAGUUACCCAAAAGUGUGUACACUGAGGGAAAUAUUUUCUAGCAUGGAGUGUUGUAAAGUUUGUAAAAGAUGGCCCAGUUUAUGAAUCAAAUAGCUGGACAUGGUGGCCAAAAUAAUUAUGAGUGUGUACAGUGUGGUGAUUUAUUUUACAGUAGUGAUUCUCUGAAGAUGCAUACCUGUAUGGCUGAACACAUUGAUGAGAUAAAUAUUAAGUAUGAAGAAGUUGAUGAAAGUUUUAACAGUAACUUUGAUAUGACACAACAUGUGACUGUUGAUGAGAAAGAUAUUAAGUGUGAAGAGUUUGAUGAAAGUUUUAACAUUAACUAUGAUGUGACACAACAUGUGACUGUUGAUGAGAAAACUCGUAAAUGUCUAGAAAGUGGUAAAAGUUAUAACCAAAAGGAACAACUAAAGGAACAAAUAGUUGUACACACUGGUGAAAAGAAUUUUAAGUGUGGAGAGUGUGGUAAAAGUUAUUACAGGAAGAGCCAUCUGAAGAAUCAUAUGGUUGUACACACUGGUGAGAAGAAUUUUAAGUGUGGAGAGUGUGGUAAAAGUUACUACAGGAAGAGCCAUCUGAAGAGCCAUAUGGUUGUACACACUGGUGAAAAGAAUUUUAAGUGUGGAGAGUGUGGUAAAAGUUAUUCCAGAAAGGGCGAACUGAAGAGCCAUAUGGUUGUACACACUGGUGAGAAGAAUUUUAAGUGUGGAGAGUGUGGUAAAAGUUAUUUCAUAAAGAGCCAUCUGAAGAAUCAUAUGGUUGUACACACUGGUGAGAAGAAUUUUAAGUGUGGAGAGUGUGGUAAAAGUUAUCCCAGAAAGAGUGAACUGAAGAGCCAUAUGGUUGUACACAAUGGUGAGAAGAAUUUUAAGUGUGGAGAGUGUGGUAAAAGUUAUUACAGGAAGAGCCAUCUGAAGAGCCAUAUGGUUGUACACACUGGUGAGAAGAAUUUUAAGUGUGGAGAGUGUGGUAAAAGUUAUCCCAGAAAGGGCGAACUGAAGAGCCAUAUGGUUGUACACAAUGGUGAGAAGAAUUUUAAGUGUGGAGAGUGUGGUAAAAGAUAUCCCAGAAAGAAUGAACUGAAGAGCCAUAUGGUUGUACACACUGGUGAGAAGAAUUUUAUGUGUGGAGAGUGUGGUAAAAGUUAUUACAGGAAGAGCCAUCUGAAGAGCCAUAUGGUUGUACACACUGGUGAGAAGAAUUUUAAGUGUGGAGAGUGUGGUAAAAGCUAUUCCAGAAAGGACGAACUGAAGAGCCAUAUGGUUGUACACACUGGUGAGAAGAAUUUUAAGUGUGAAGAGUGUGGUAAAAGUUAUUCCGUAAAGAGCUAUCUGAAGAAGCAUAUGGUUGUACACACUGGUGAGAAGAAUUUUAAGUGUGAAGAGUGUGGUAAAAGUUAUUACAGGAAGAGCUAUCUGAAGCAGCAUUUGGUUGUACACACUGGUGAGAAGAAAUUUAAGUGUGAAGUGUGUGGUAAAAGUUUUUCCAGAAAAGGUGAACUGACAAAACAUAUGUCUUUACACACUGGUGAGAAGAAUCUUACAUGAAAGUUGUGGGGAAAGAUCUUACAGAAAAUGAUGUGGAAAACUGUAUGGUCUUGCAUGCUGGUAGGAACUAUUUCAAGUAUAAAUACUGUAAUCGAUUAUAACAUGCUCUUCAAAUUUCCUGGGGUUAGGUUCUCAAAAUGGCCACGAAUAACAUUUGCUGACCCUGGGGGAGGGGGCGGUACAUUUAUACUGUACUCGUGCAAAGAAAUUUAUAUUUCCUUUAUAUGUUUGCCUUUACGACAAAAACCUGGAACGUCAAUGUGGCAUUUAAAAACUCAUGCACUGUUAAACAAAUGUUAAACAAGAACUCCCCCAACAAGCAUUUAUAAUGUUCCUUGUAAGGAAUGU
Homarus americanus (American lobster) is the source of this 2138-nucleotide messenger RNA. RefSeq names its product gastrula zinc finger protein XlCGF57.1-like. Gene Ontology annotation, molecular function: RNA polymerase II cis-regulatory region sequence-specific DNA binding; DNA-binding transcription factor activity, RNA polymerase II-specific. The transcript has 2 exons. Bases 312 to 1790 code for a protein of 492 amino acids. Lineage: Eukaryota; Metazoa; Arthropoda; Malacostraca; Decapoda; Nephropidae. Gene Ontology annotation, biological process: regulation of transcription by RNA polymerase II; central nervous system development. The record is from RefSeq and is a predicted model, not a curated record. Gene Ontology annotation, cellular component: nucleus.